Lingula anatina is the source of this 2903-nucleotide messenger RNA. Its product is annotated as metallophosphoesterase MPPED2. Gene Ontology annotation, molecular function: hydrolase activity. Lineage: Eukaryota; Metazoa; Brachiopoda; Lingulata; Lingulida; Lingulidae. The record is from RefSeq and is a predicted model, not a curated record.
CAAAUACUCCUCAGUACAUGAAAAACUGAGAGAAGCACCUGUAAAUUGUAAAUCACCCUGAACACCUGUAAUACCAGUGCAUGUAGUAUCUGUAAAACCACUUUGAUGUCACAUCUGAAGAAAAUAUUUCGAGGUCCCACAAAGGACAAAGCCAUGGGAGAAUUGGAUGGCAUCAAGGUGCAUCAGUUCACUGACAAUCCUACAAAAGCAUGGUCAAUGUUGAAGGUGAAACAAAAAGUGAAAAAAGUUACUUGUUUGCCACUGGAUACUCCCAUCUACCCAGACAAAGUGAGAUUUGUUUGUAUAUCAGAUACUCACCACCAAACACACAAAAUGAACCCAAUACCAAAUGGAGAUGUCUUGCUGCAUGCUGGAGAUUUCACUUUCCAUGGAGAGAUUGAUCAAACCAUUGCUUUUAAUGAAUUUUUGGGAAGCUUACCUCACAAAUAUAAAGUGGUCAUUGCUGGAAAUCAUGAUAUAACUUUUGAUGAGGAAAGUUUAGCCACCAGACCAAACCUUAAGCAUGUCUUCAGAAUAGAUGUGGAUAAAUUGAAAGCAACCCUCUGUUCAAAAACAGGGAAAGAGAAUCCACACAUGUGGGAUCUUCUCACUAACUGCAUCUAUUUGCAAGACUCUGCCAUUGAUAUCUAUGGUUUAAAGAUCUAUGGUUCACCCUGGCAGCCAGAAUUCUGUGGCUGGGGAUUCAAUGUUACAAGAGGAAAAGAUAUAUUGGAGAAGUGGAAUCUUAUUCCAAAGGAUGUUGAUGUUCUUUUGACUCAUGGACCUCCUAUUGGCCAUGGAGAUAUAUGUUUUGAUGGACUUAGAACUGGUUGUGUGGAACUGCUCAGUGUCAUUCAGAACCGAGUUCAGCCUAAGUAUCACAUCUUUGGCCACAUUCAUGAAGGUUAUGGUGUGACAACAGAUGGGACAACAACCUUUAUCAAUGCCUCAACUUGCACGCUUCGGUAUAAGCCAACAAACCCACCCAUCCUUUUUGACCUGCCUCUGCCAGAAGGAUACACCAAGGAAAAUGAUGGGGCUGGUGUCUCGGCAGAUUACAAGGGUUGAUUAAUAAGUAGUGAGCCUCGUAUAGAAGGGGUACACAUUUUACAAGUAUUUUUCUUUAUUUUUCAACAUAGUCUCCUUGAGUAUCUAUACACUUUUGCCAGUGAGUUUUGAGAGCCUCUAUGCCACUUUUGUAGAAGCCCUUCUCUUGGCCGUUCAGAAACCCCUCCACUUCACGUAUGGCGUCAUCAUCUGACACAAAGUGAGCACCUGAAAUGGCCUUUUUCAAUUUGGGAAAUAGAUAAUAGUCAGAGGGAGCAAGGUCAGGCGAAUAAGGUGGAUGUUCUAUCAGUUCAAAGCCACACUCAUUGAAUGAAGCCAUGGCAAUGACAGACUUGUGAGCAGGGGCAUUGUCCUGGAGGAACAGUACACCUUUCCUGAGCUUUCCGCUGCCUCGUCGACAUAAACUAACCAAAUGACACCAAACUUUGGCUACACACCUUUAAAUAGUCAGGGAAUAGAAGGGCUGAAAAGGGAUAUCCCUGCUUAACCCCUUCCACACGAGGCUCACUCCUUAUCAGUCAACCCUCGUAAGCUGUCUACCCUGCAAUUGGAUUUUUAUUGGAUCCAUCCCUUCUAGUCCAACUGAAAUGUUUUUGGACAGUUGGUUCUUUAUGUUAGAUUUCUGAAUAUUUAAUAAGAACAAAUUUGUGAUAUCAAGCUGUGAUGUCUCUAUUUGCAUUCCUUAAAAGGAAAACAGCUGUUCAUUUUGGCCAAAAAAAUAGAUUUUCCUGGAGUAAAUGACAAUUUUCCCAUUCUUGCCAAUGGUUAAUGAAUCCUUUCUGACAUUCAAAGUUAGUCCCUUUUUUUCUAAAAAGUUAGGUAAUCUUAAGCAAUUAUUACAGCGGGUAGCCAUCUAUGGAGGUCACAUGUUCGGAUGGCAAACAAAGUUUCCAGAAUAAUUGUGAUUACUGCCGUAAUGGUGGCAACAUAGAAUUUAUAAUUACUUUUAGGAGUUGUUUACAACAAAUUUAUUGUGAAAUAUGGAUCUCAUACAAAGAAUUGUUAUACUUUAACUGCAAAUUUUAACUCAGGGUCUGAUAUGCAAAUUUUUGUGAUUGACUAAAUUUGAUUUUCAGUAAUAGACCUAACCAGUUUGUGAUAUUAUCUUAUUACCUUUUAUUAUGUAUAUAUAGCAAUCAAGACAAAAUGCCUUGGAUUUGCUUAAGCUAGGUUAGCUGUAAACUGUUUGAUGAACAUGAUUAACCCUUUUAUUUAAUAAACUGCGAUACUAAUGUCAUUGUUAUCAGCACACUGCAGUUGCCUGCAUUUUUGUGCUUGUCAUUUUGCUUUCACUAUAUUUCUUUAUACAUAAACAGCAGUCCCAUUUUUAAUGUAUUUGCAUAUAAAUGUAUUUUAUUUCUCUUUCAGCUCUGUGGGCUAAUGAAUAUAUAAAUAUCUGUUAUUGUAAAUAUAACUAAUUUGAAAUGCCUUAUUGUUAAAAUUAUAUUGUAUUAAACAGUGGCAAUUAUUAUACUUUUUUGUAUAAUUGAAACAUAAUAAAGGUUAAUUUUUGAAUCAAUUUACCAACAAGUUCAAUUUUGGAUGAAAAAAUAAAUUCUUAUUUUUUGUAAACAUUAAUUUAGAAUGGUAUUAACCUUGUUUAUUCAGUUAUGGUUUUCACCUUAAACAUGCUUGCAGAUCAAGCCACUGAUCCUUGGACAAUAAAUUUGGUAUAUUUGUGAAAUAAUGGCUGUACAUUAUGCAUAUUUUUAUACAUGUCAAGGGCCUUCACAAUAGCUAAACAUUUUUUCAACUUUUUAAAUGAAUCAAACUGAAAUGUUCCAAACCGGUAAGUGACAUUUCCAACAGUAACGAUUUCAAAAUACUCCUUUGAA